CUCCGCUCUCUGCCUCGUCUAGCUCUUAUUCGCACUCCAAGCUCCUCCACGACCCAAACCGUAACAUCCGCGGCUGUGGGGUUCCGUUUCCCCCGCAAUGGAACUGGUGGCCGAAGGCCUCUGGGCCCUCGCCGACGACUCCGAGCGCCGUCGCGACUUCGCCGGCGCUGUAAAAUGUCUCGAAGCUCUCUGUCAAAGUGGUGCCUCUCUCCUCCCUAUGAUCGAGAUCCGCACUCGCCUCCGCCUCGCCUCUCUCCUUCUUUCCCACUCCCAUAACCUCAACCACGCCAAAUCCCACCUUGAGCGGGCCCUCCUCCUCCUAAAAUCCACCCCUUCUGCUCUCCCUCUCAAGUUCCGCGCCCACUCCCUACUAUCUCGCUGCUACGAUCUCACCGGCAACGUCCCGCAGCAGAAACAUAUCAUACUACGCGCGCUUACGCUACUUCGAACUGCUGAGCCUUCCGCACUACCUCCCUCCGCCGCUCUUCUCUGGUCGUGUAACUUUCAUUCCCAGCUCGCGUCGGCUCUGGUCAUCGAAACUGACUACCCCGCUGCUCUGAAGUCACUUGACGAGGGUUUCUCUGCCGCCUCUGAACUUCGACUUCCGGAACUACAGAUGUUUUUUGCGGCAUCUACGCUUCACGUCCAUCUUUUCCACUGGGAUGAUCCUGCCACCUUGGAAGCUGCAGCCCGGCAGUCUUCUGAGAUUUGGGAUUCCUUUUCUCCCGAUUUGAAAGAACGGUGCAGGGGUCUCCUUUUCUACAAUGAGCUGUUGCAGACUUUCUACCUGUUCAAGAUAUGUGACUAUAAGAGCGCCACACAACAUGUUAAUAAACUGGAUGCUGCCAUGAAGGAAGAUCAGAAACAGCUCUCCCAUGUGAAGGAGCUGGUUGGGGAGCUUAAUACUGUGAAUCAGAAUCUUGCCCAGCUGAACUUGCAAGGGAAAUCAAAUACAACUUUGAGGGAGAAGCAGGACUUAUUACAUGACCAGCUGAGAGCUGCUACUGGAAUUGAUGAGGAGAUGUUGGGAUUUGAGGACAAAAUCCUCUUGGGACCUCCCCCAUUGGAUGGGGAAUGGCUACCGAGGAAUGCAGUGUAUGCGCUGGUGGAUCUUGUGGUUGUUUUGCAGGGGCGUCCCAAAGGAGUGUUUAAGGAUUGUGGGAAGAGGAUACAUUCAGGAAUGAAGUUGAUUCGUGAGGAGCUACAAAAACUUGGCAUUGGUGUCAACCAGAGAGAGAUGGAUAUUCAGCAUUCAGAUAUAUGGAUAGCUGGUCAAUAUUUAUUGCUUCUAAUGCAAUUUCUUGAGAAUAAAGUUGCGCUGGAGCUUACUAGGUCUGACUAUAUUGAAGCUCAGGAGACGAUAGUGCAGAUGAGAAAUUGGUUUAUCCGUUUCCCGACAAUAUUGCAAGCAUGUGAGUCCAUUAUUGAAAUGCUAAGAGGGCAGUAUGCUCAUUCGGUUGGUUGCUUCCAUGAGUCAGCCUUUCAUUUCUUGGAGGCAACAAAGCUCACUCAAAGCAAGUCGAUGCAAUCUAUGUGCCAAAUUUAUGCAGCUGUUUCUUAUAUCUGCAUUGGUGAUGCGGAAUCAUCUUCGCAGGCGUUAGAUUUGGUAGGACCAAUUUACAAAAUCAUGGAUUCAUUUGUUGGAGUACGAGAGAAAACUUGCAUUGUGUUUGCUUAUGGGCUUUUAUUGAUGAGGCAGCAUAAUCUACAAGAAGCUAGAGUUCGUUUAGCCAGUGGCUUGAAGAUAGCACACCAACAGUUGGGGAACAUUCAACUUGUUUCUCAGUAUUUGACAAUCUUGGGUACAUUAGCACUUCAACUACAUGACACUGAACAAGCUAGAGAGAUAUUGAAGUCAUCUUUAACAUUAGCCAAGACACUUUAUGAUGUUCCUACACAGAUUUGGGUGCUUUCUGUUUUAACAGAUUUGUACAAGGAACUAGGUGAGUCAAGAAAUGAAAUGGAGAACUCUGAAUAUGAACGUAAAAAGGAAGAUGAUUUGCAAAGGAGGUUAUCUGAAGCUCUCUCACGCACUCAUCACCUUGAGCUGGUACGCAAGAUUAACCAAGUACUUAUGACUUGGGAGCAUGCUUCAGUAGGCGCUGUUUUGCCUACUGACCAUUUAGCUGCAACUUUGUCCUCGCAGUUAUUUCCACCCUGUUUGGUGCUGGCAACUGAUAUUAACUGA
Messenger RNA from Dendrobium catenatum, 2188 nucleotides. Its product is annotated as sister chromatid cohesion protein SCC4. NCBI's taxonomy places the organism in Eukaryota, Viridiplantae, Streptophyta, Magnoliopsida, Asparagales, Orchidaceae. Bases 98 to 2188 code for a protein of 696 amino acids. The transcript has 10 exons. Gene Ontology annotation, biological process: mitotic sister chromatid cohesion; maintenance of mitotic sister chromatid cohesion. Gene Ontology annotation, cellular component: chromatin; SMC loading complex. The record is from RefSeq and is a predicted model, not a curated record. Gene Ontology annotation, molecular function: protein binding; double-stranded DNA binding.